CUUAAAGUGCUCAUAAUUCACAAACGUGAUGGCAAAACACUUUGAUCAAUAAAGACACAGAAACAAGAUCACCAUGACAGGACACCAGAGGAGGGGUGUUAAAGGCUCAGUUCACCCAAAUUACUACAAUUCUCCCCUACUGAUACUGGUCUCUAUCCAUGUGUUUUGGUUUUAUUUGCUCAGCUUUUUAAAUGCUCAAAGCACUGAAAGAAAUAGCAAAAUAUUUUUGCAAUAACAGUUUUACUCCACUGCUCCACUUACUGCUUAAUCCACAGAACAUACUUUAAACAGUGUAUACGUUUCUUUUGGAGCUUAUUUUCAAGUAAAUUUUCAAAGCUGUAAUAAAACUGCGUUCAUUCACUACUACUUUAGAAAUACAGAAAUAUAUCUCAUGCCAAACCAUCUGUAUGGCUAGAUAAAUGUUUUAUUUUUUUAUCUAAAUGUUUUUAUUUAUUUAUUUACACGUAAUGUAGGUGGACUGACAACAGUGUUGUUGGAUUUCUUUUCAUCCAACAACAUUAACCCAUUGAUGAGUCAUCACUUGAGAGGGUGACUCAUCUCAAGAGUCACCAUCAAAACUGUCUGCGCUACAAGUUGAGUUGAUCGAACUGUUCCAUUUUCUACAAACCAUAAGAUGCGUUUCUGCAUCUAAAUGACUCAUGUGUAACUGGGUGAGAAAGGUCUGCUGAAGCCUCUUCAGCAUAUCAUCGUCAGCGUCCCCUCUUCAUCCAUCACUCAAAUUGACUUCCUGACUGGCUGCCACAGAUAGGCCUAUUACGCAGCGCUUGGAUGACGCAAACAUCGGCAGAUGAGACAUGGAGCGGAAACUGAAUGAAAGAAAGAAAAAAAAAAAAGUUUGUUUUCCUGUUUGUCUAUCGCGCAGAGCAUCCCAUCCAUCUUGUCAGGCUGCUGGAUGUAUUAAAGAAAGCCCGCCUCUCAGCUCACAGCUGUGCGUGCCAGACGACCUCUAACUACAUCUAGAUUACUGGAAAGCAAAGGGGAUGGGGCUAGAAGAGAAAAUACCCCCUUAUCUUCUGAUACACCGGAUUAAAAAGGACAUGCAUUCCCAAAUCCACAACAGACCGAAGGAAAUAUCGCUAACAAACACCAGCCUGUUGGUGUAUUUGGCGAUGGAAAGCCCGAACUUUACGCACGGAUCUGUUUCCAUAAACGAGACGCUGCGUUCAGGAGUGACAAUGGCUUUGCCGAUGUUUAUGUUUGCUGGGGGCGCCAUUGGGAAUUUAAUUGCAAUAAUCGUUCUUUCAGUAUCAAGACAGGAGAGAAAAUCAUCAGCUUUCUACACGCUGGUUUGCGGUCUGGCGGUGACGGACUUGCUAGGCACCUGUCUGGCCAGUCCGUUCACCAUAGCCAACUACCUGGACCAGCGUGUGCUGGAGGACCGACAUUUCUGCGAGUUUCACUCCUUUUUGUUGCUGUUUUUCGGUUUAACUGGACUGAGCAUCAUAUGCGCCAUGGCAGCAGAGCGGUACCUGGCUAUAUGCUGCCCGUACACUUACCAGCGGUGGGGGGUGAACCGACGCUUCGCGCAAAAGUUCCUUUUCUUCAUUUACAUCAGCCACAUUUUCUUCUGCUGCCUCCCGACGAUGGGCAUGGCGGGGAGCGAGCUGCAGCCGUCCAAAACCUGGUGCUUCAUCGACUGGAGGACACACGAGCCUUUGGCCGCCGCUUACUCCGUCCUGUACGGCGUCGUCAGCCUGCUGCUCAUCAUGGGCACCAUUGUGCUGAACCUAGCAGUGUGCGGAGCGCUGCUCCUGAUGCGGCAGAGGACCGUGCAUCGGCCCGUCGCCAGAGCCAGCGUCCGGGAGAGGUGGAGGGCUCUGUCCUCGGCCGCAGAAACGCAGAUGAUCGCGGUGCUGGUGAUGACCUCUGUGGUGGUUCUGGCCUGUUCAGCCCCGCUAGUGGUCCGUGUGUUUGCCAACCGCUUCCUACUGAAAAAUGACAAAGCUGACCUGGCUGCCAUCCGGAUAGCCUCUGUUAACCCCAUCCUCGACCCCUGGAUCUACAUCCUGCUCAGGAGGUCUCUGUUUCGACGGUUACUCAGUUUAUCCAGACACGGCAGCAGCACUUGCAGUAGUACACCUCCUUCACCACAAAGGAAUCUGUGUUAUCCUGAACUCAUGACGGACAGCCAUGUGUUCACCCAGUUGAUGUGCAACGCAAAUGUCAUCACUCAGCUGCCUGCCACCGUUAAAUUCACUCCGUACGACUCAGAGGGCUUCCGUCAGACGUAAAACAGACUGAAGACAUGUUCGGCAUCUAUGAAUGUUUGCUGCCUACUAAUGCUGCAGGCAACUAGUUGCAGGCCCAGAGACUUUGUUUCAGAGCUGUUGUUCAUGGUAUGGAAAGACUGUGGGCUCACAGCUGCACAGGACCCUCAGAGCCCUUGGAAGAUUAUUUAUUAAAUAAAAGUAGAUGGUUGCUCUGAUUACAUCUAUAUAGAUGUCUCCUGCAGUGACACAGGACAGACGAGAAAAAACUAUCUGGCUCGGAUGGUAUUACCGAAGUGCAAGACUACAGACAUGGCCAAGCCUUCAUUUUGUGCAUUUCACUUUCAUCCAGCCUCUCCUCAUCCAGUCAGUGUUCUGGCUUCCUCCUUAACAUCACACCCAUUUAAAGUUGCACUUUUCCUCAAUCUUUCUCUUGCUCAUCUCUCAUCACCUAAAUCCGAGCUCCUCCUUCCACCAGAUCAGUCCGUCCCCCACGUUACACAAAUUGAUCAGCUACAGGAUUAGUAUCCAGCUCCUGCAGGUGACUUCACUGAGAUUCAGUGUUAAAACAGCAAAAAAAAAAAAAACACAGGGCAUGGACAUCAUAAGAGUCUGUUUGAACUGGACCCACCAUCCUCCCCCAGUUACUCACAUGUCCACUGGAAACUCCUCAGGAGAUCAUUUCGCAUAAGGAGAGAUAUUUAAAACACUGAUAUGAAUUCGAUGAAGCACCGAGGUAAUACUGAUGCCUGUUUGUAUUAAAUAUCCUAGCAUGCGCCUUGGCGUCUUUUGUCUCCUCUUUCAGUUGUGACUGGAACUCAUAUUUAUUGUGCUCUCCCAGUGGUGGAAAGUAACUACUUGUACUUCUGUGCUACUAUAUACUUCUACUUGACUAUGUUUAAGAGGGACCUAUACUGCUUUUAAUGCCAAUAAAUUUAUUUGAGCUUUA
Molecule: messenger RNA, 3177 nt
Organism: Micropterus salmoides (largemouth bass)
Lineage: Eukaryota; Metazoa; Chordata; Actinopteri; Centrarchiformes; Centrarchidae
Product: prostaglandin E2 receptor EP4 subtype-like
Exons: 2
Coding region: 1002-2252 (416 amino acids)
Biological process (GO): negative regulation of inflammatory response; cellular response to prostaglandin E stimulus; adenylate cyclase-activating G protein-coupled receptor signaling pathway
Cellular component (GO): plasma membrane
Molecular function (GO): prostaglandin E receptor activity
Source: RefSeq, a predicted model, not a curated record